AUGGACGUUACUGUGGACACACCAACAAGCGACAUCCCUACUAUGUUCCUAGGCGAGGAUCGUCACUUCAUCAAAAAGCGAGAGCAUUCUCAGCGCAGGCGGACAUUCAAUCACCGUCUUCGGGCUGCAGCGAAGCAGUAUCGCGCCGAGCAUCCAGAUCAGCUCCCUUGCAAGAGUAUCGGCUUCGCCAGCCGCGAAGAGUGUCAGGACACCCAGCGAGCCCAGCAGGAUAUCAAGGACCCGGCGCGGCUGAGGCAUCAUGUCGAGGCAGAUCUGCGCUGGAAGCAUCGUCAGGAGGAGAGCCUUCCGAGGCGAUCGAAGCGAAGUCGUCCCAAUACCAACCUCAACCACGAAAGCUCGAUCGAGCUCGCCAGGAGCAAGAUCGAGCUACCAAGCGACCGAAAGCUUCAGCGAUGUCCCAGCCUCGAGCGGCAAGACGCCUUUUGCGACGCCCGCACCAAGAGUCGUGUCCAGGUAAAGCAGAUGGCAGCGGGACCCUCGGAGGAUGAUGCGCAGGUGGCCGAGCUCUAUCGCAUGGGUCUUCUCUACGACGAGCAGGACUCGCAAGCGCAAGCACAGACGGACUCGGACAUCGAGCUAAACGACAUUCAGCACGGGGCGCCUGCCUAUUCGAUCCGCCCUGCCCGUCGUCGCAGCCACAAGUCGAGGAAUGGUGACCAUCAAUACAAUGAGGGUCUCCCCCUCAACCUGUCCUUUGCCGACCUGGGCGCGGACAAUGACCUCGCCCCGUACCUGGCUUCACAGGAGGACAAUACCUGCAGUGCCUCUUCACAAUCAUUUGCACACUCGCGCCGGGCAUCGCAACAGGCUCCCCUGCGCGUCAUCUACGAACUCGCCACGUCCCGUCCUUCCUUUGACGUGGAUACCUCGCAACCCCCCGACCUCAUGAACGACUCGCUCUCCGACUACGACUGCUUCACCGACAGCGAGCUGGACGACUCGCCCUCGCAGCGGGAGGUCCAGGAUCCUGCAGGUCCCUGGGUGUUGCUGGGCGACGACGACUGA
This is a messenger RNA of Emericellopsis cladophorae, 1026 nucleotides long. RefSeq lists its product as uncharacterized. The transcript has a single exon. The record is from RefSeq and is a predicted model, not a curated record. Bases 1 to 1026 code for a protein of 341 amino acids. NCBI's taxonomy places the organism in Eukaryota, Fungi, Ascomycota, Sordariomycetes, Hypocreales, Bionectriaceae.